UAACUCACUAUAUCCUCUGUAGCAAGUCUCACUACUACAAUCUACAAGAUGAAGCUGACUCUUAUCCUUUCACUCUUUGCCGUGUUCGCCCUCACAUUCGCUCAAGAGGGUGACGCUGAAGGUGACGCAGAUGUCGAUAACGCAGAUGUCCCUGCUGAAGAAACCGUUGAUGACUCUGAAGAAGACACCGGUGAUGACAGCAGUAGUGAAGAAUCAGCUGAUGAAACUACUGAUGAGGAAGGUGACAAAACUGAUGGUGCCGUAUCCCAUACUGUUGGACUGAUGGUUGCUCUCCCUUUCAUUGCAAGACUCUUCUAAACACAUUCCUCUCCAACCCAACUAACAAAUCCCUCCUCUGAACCAAGUUAAUGUAACCUACUGGUAACCUAGUUACCAAGUUACCUAGUAACCCAGUUACCAUGGUUACUGAAACAUACUCUACAGACUCACGCAAGGUUGUUACUUUCUAACCUCACCUCCUCUUUUGGUCGUUAAUAGUCAUCAGUGCUGAUGGGUGUGACUGAAUGUGAAUCUUGUUUUUACCGAGUCGUGAAUGGGGCAGAGCCUGAUUUUUAUUGUACAUCUUUUUUGCUGUAUCAUUAGUAGUAGAUUACGUAGGUUUUAUCGUUAGUAAAUAGUAAUGUUAUUCUUUGUUUAAUGAUAUCUUCUUUAUAAAUAAUAACCUUGUUUUAAUAUUAAA
Bolinopsis microptera is the source of this 700-nucleotide messenger RNA. RefSeq lists its product as uncharacterized. The transcript is spliced from 4 exons. Lineage: Eukaryota; Metazoa; Ctenophora; Tentaculata; Lobata; Bolinopsidae. The record is from RefSeq and is a predicted model, not a curated record. Bases 49 to 318 code for a protein of 89 amino acids.